AUGGUACUUCGUGAAGGUGACGAUCUCGACCUAACGCUCGACGUAGCGGCAGGCGAGCUCAGAUCCGUGGGAGAUGAGACAUUUGCACACUUUGCCGGUUCAGACAAGAAUGUGAACGUGACAUGCAUCCACCAAAUUCAUGGCUUCCUAGAUGGUCCUUCCCAAAACCCGGCUACCUUGCUGGUAUUCCGCUUUGAUAUUGGGACUCGAGUCAAAGGUCGUCGCUUUGACUUCUUUUCACCUAGUUUCAAAGUGCGGAAAAAUGCAAUCAGCACGCCGGGUCACGGUGUCUGGGUGGAGGAUUUAUAUGAACCAGAUUGGGUCUAUAUGAGCGAAGUCACGUCGAAAAAGACCAAGAAAAGCUCGAUCCAGCCUUCUCUCAACGUCAGCCCUCCAGCACCGUUCGACAUCGUUUCUGGUGGCCUUACUUGGACUGCCGAGGACUCAGACGAGUGGACUGAGACAUACCGCUAUACAUUGCAGGCCACUCCCACGGCAGAUACUCUCUCGGGACGGCCCACCAAGAAAGAUGGCGUAUACUGGACGGCAGAAGUGGAAGACGAGAGAGCGAAGAAGUCAUCAGGAAUCAGUAAAUUUCAAGUGGCAAUGCUCAUAGGUCGCGAGGACCAAGGGGAUUUUGAACUGGUGAUCAAUAUCAAAGAGGGCGACAUUGACCUUUGGGAUAGAAUCAAGGAAGUCUGGAAGACUGUGCGUGGUAGAGAGAGUAGGGAAAGAAUUGUGACGAUUAGCCCAAGUAAAUCGAGGAGCAAGGCUGUCCCGAUUGACAUUCAUCCCGACUAUCUGCGGAGGCUUGAAGAAAAUGGGCAUCAGAUUAUGAAAGACCUGACCUUUGUUGGCGGCCCACAAUUCCUUCAACCGGCAAGCCUGGCUAAAAUCAAUUGA
Molecule: messenger RNA, 903 nt
Organism: Rhinocladiella mackenziei CBS 650.93
Lineage: Eukaryota; Fungi; Ascomycota; Eurotiomycetes; Chaetothyriales; Herpotrichiellaceae
Exons: 1
Coding region: 1-903 (300 amino acids)
Source: RefSeq, a predicted model, not a curated record